UAUUGAUUCACUGAGUUUCUGGUUCGAACUCCUUGAAAGAAAGAAAGAGAGAGAGAGAGAGAGAGAAUCGAUGUAAAAAGAGUGAGAGUUAUCAGUUUUCUUCAUCUUCUCAUCACCACCGUUGUCCUUUCAUCAUCUUUUUCAUUCAUUUUCUCAUCUUCUUCUGUUGUUACUCCUCCACAUUCACUCAUCCUCAUCCUCAUCCUCUUCUCACCAACACAACAUCAAUGAGAUAAAAGUGAUCACAGAAAAAUUAUCUCCAAUUGAUGAGUGAAAAUUUUACCAAUUUUCGUUUGAAAAAAAAACAACCACAAUAUUCAUCAUCUAUUUCUCCAUCCUCAUCCUUUUUUGUUUCCCUGGUUCCAAAACUUGAUUCUAAUUGUUGAUGAUAUUUUUAUAUAACUACUUUCACCUUUCAUUAUUGUUAUUUGUUGACUCUUGGUGAGUAGCAUCAUCUCAUCUGAGUGUUCAAUUGAAACAGUCCCUGUGGAGGAAAAUCAACAAUUCAUAAUAUAUCUGGUAUACAGUUUUCCAUGAUCACAAUUAACUGUAAACCAAAUUAAUUGCAAUCAUCUUCUGGUCAUCUUUCUAAUGAUUAGCCAUCAAUUUCAUCUUUACCCUUCUUAUAAGUAUAACUGUUCAGCCUGAUGAUGGAUCCAAACAUAGAGUAGUUAAUUUACAAUUGAACCAAUCGAUUGGAAUCCAAUCCAUUAUCAGGCCGAUUUUACAAUUACAGAUUCUAAACAAUUAAAUCUAAGGAGGAAGUUAAUUAAUUCAGUGUUUCCUUUACUCUAUCCAAGGUGUUUGCUCAACAAUGGCUACUAAACAAGCGACUUUCACAGCCAAAAUUAGGAAUCUUCAAGAAUCAUGUAAUCGGAUAACAACAGGAGCUUUUCCUCAGCCCUCAGCGGCCGAUAUAACAGCGACACUCAAAUUUUUCUCUCAAAUUUUACUCAGUGUUCUGAAAGAUGCUCCAAGUAUGUCGAUCGAGGUGAUAUGUUCACCGGAAAGAGAUCACAAUCGAACCUCAAUGUUUCCAAGUUUAGAUUAUAAAAGCCUUUAUUCAACCUUAAUUCAACUUCUCGAGCUUCUCCCUCACCUUCAAUCGGGAAUUCAGACGGUUGGUCAAACAUUAUUACACACGUUAAGUUGUUUGGUACCUUUUUUGGAGCACGAGUUCAUGGACACACUGCCUUACAUUGUAGCCUCUUCAAUGGCUAUUCUACCGAGUGCCCUUCACAAAGAUCUACUGGACAUGUUAUGUUACAAUCUCUUACCUUUUACCAUAAGAAAUCGAGAUGGUUUUGAUAAUCAAAAUUUCACCAACAUUUCAGUUUCAGCGAUCAUGAUGAAUGUCUUUUUUUACACCGAUUCACCAUCUUAUUAUACUCAGUUGAUUGAAACUCUGAUGAAAUUAAAAAAAGACGUUGUCAAGGAUUUAUUUUGUGUUAUCGCUCAUGGGACAGUUAAAGCCCGUUGUCCAGCAGUUGAAUUACUUUUCCAAUAUUGGCCUGAACUGAAUCCCUCACCUUUAGAUCGUAAAGUUUUAUCGGAAAAACAUAUUAUCUGGUCACCAUUAUCAUGUCAACAUGAAAAUUGUGCAUCAAGUUUGUCUAAUGAAGCGGUUAAAAUGUGUAUCGAUCAUACAAUUGCAAUUGGUUCUGGUGAUCGAGCACCGCCAAUGUUGAUCUGUAUCGAGUGCGCUGAUCAAAUUUAUAAAGGUAAAUCACGAUCAACCCUGGUGGACAUUUUACUUCCCAUGGAAGAAAUAUCUUAUACCUGUGUUAACAAAGCGUGUAAAUCAUCAAUAGCUCAAAAAAUAGCGGUUGCGACUUGUUUCUCACCAGAAUGUGUCAACUACAACUGUAAUAAGCCUGUUCGUUACUGUGCUCUUUGUGAUUCCUGUAAACACUCAUCAACUGAAUCAAUUGAUCAUGUUGUCCAUCGUACGAUAACAUCACCAUGGAAAAUGGAUCCAGAAACUCAAAGUUAUUUCAUCGAGGCAAUAGUUAACCUACUUCGAGAAGCUCAACCGAUCACAGAGAAACCCGGUAAAGAGGCAACAUCAACAAUACAAUCUUCGGGCAAUAAAAUGUCCACCAGUGGAGUUGGUGGAGGUGGUGGCGGUGGUGGUGGAAUUGGAUCAAGUAAUAUACCCGGUGGAAUGCCGACUGAAGAGUCUAAUGGUAACAUGGCUUUAGAGGAGAGACAAUUACUUAGUCGUUAUGGUGUUUGGCUGAUUACAAGUCUUUGUACUCCGAUCGAUGAGACACCCGAUGAUGUUUUAGGCCGUUUAUUGAGUAUACUUUUCCAAUGGUUUCAUUAUACCGCUUGUCUACCCGAUGAUCAGGCUGGAUCGGCGUUGGAACGGCUUAAGGGUGAAUGUAUUCAUGGCUGGUUAAUGAAAGUGGUUAAAACUCAUUUUCAUGUUUUCUCCAAUUGUUUACUUCCACACCCUGCUGAUUAUGCCAAAGUCGGAGGUCACUGGGAUUGUUGGCCUUCCCAAACUAAUCAAAUUAAGGAAGGAUUUAAGCGACUCCUUUGUCUAGUACCUUAUGACAUAAUUACACCCGAAGUUUGGUCUAAUAUUAUGCCUUAUUGGAUGGAGUGUUUUCGCCAUGAAGUGCCUGAAGAUGAACUCGCUGAAUUGAAAAUUCUUUUGAGUAAAGUUCUUGAUCCAGAUUUAUCCCCGUUAGGUCUUAGUCCAAAACAAAUGUACGAAUUUAUCAGCGUUAAAUUUAAUAAUACGGUUGCUCAGGUUCAAGAACAAGCUCUUUACUGGAUCCAGAAAUUAACCAUGUUGGAAGUUCCGGUUCCGUUGAAAUUACUUUUAACUAUGUUUAAUUCUGGAGUAAAAUCUUUGUCCAAUCCUGAUCGGGCUAAAGUGCCUUUCUCACCAAUUUACAAAGUUUCAACUUAUCCGAUUCCAAGUCCAAAUGAACGAUUCAAAGAACCUCGAUUUGGGACCAGUGGACAGCAACAACAAUCGGCCAAUGGACAACCAACACCAACAAGUAAUGGACCAGAUGAGAUUAUAACGGAAUCAUCAACAGACCAAUUACAAUUUCCAAUCAAUGAUGAUAAUCUUAACCUUACAUGUUUCAUCCUAAUGUUGGAUAUUUUAAUCAAACAAAUGGAGCUUCAAGAUAUACCUUCUCAUAAAGGAUUAGAAAAUCGUGAUAUCGAACCUGUUUUAACCUUAAUGUUGGACAUAUUAUUAACUUCGUGGCCAGGUAAUCAUAAUUGUGACCAAGAGGAUGAUUAUCGUCAUACAAGUGAUAAAGAUGAAGCUCAAUCGGUUCAGUGUCAAUAUUGUGAAAUGAUUGCAAUUUGGUAUCAAUUGGGUUUGGUGUUGAUGGAAUAUUUUUGCCCUGUUAUGGAGGCCACAAUGAUCGAUAUUCCCUUUGAACCUAUUCGAAAUUUGAACACAAUGACCUCUGACCCUAAAUGUUCAACUGGUAAAGAUGAUGGAUCGGCAACAUCGGCAGAAAAUACAACAUUAGAUGGAACCAAAUCAGCAACGAUUGAGGUGUUUUCUGAUGCUUCCGGUCAACGAUUACCAGAAAUUGAAUCAGAAUCACAGUUAAGUUCAAGAGUUUUACCAACAGAUGAUGAAAACUGUUUACUGACCACUGGUCAUUUUCAUGUUACCUCUGUAAAUGUAAUGGAUGCAACCAACUCAUCGGAACCUGAUAAACCAACGAUCAUUGACCAACGAGCCGGUGGCUGUUUCUGGUUCACCACCCAAGGAAAAUUCAAAUUUAAACUUGAAGAAUUACCUGUUCAACUCAGACUUUUACAUGUUCUACUCAACAAAUUGUCCAGUUCAUCCGAUGCUGAUGUUUUAUAUCAUAUUGUUUAUAUCCUCAAAUUGAUGGCACUUCACUCUGAGAUCCUCAAUAAAGCGGCUAAAAAUCAUCGAGGUUUCUUGAUCUGGUGCCAGGAGAAUCUAUUAAUUCCUAACCUUUGGUCACUUCUUCAGUCCGAAUUCAGUCAAAUAUCUCAAUUAACUGUUCCCCUGCUUCUUCAUUGUAUUACUCUACCUGCUGGUCGUGAGGUUUUCCUCAAACUGGUUGAAGGCGAUUUCCAUGAUUCUGAUUGGCGAAAGCGUUUCACUGCCGUUGAAAGAGUGACCACUAUUGCUCAUUUUCUAGAAAGCUCAGUGGUCAAAAGUUCCCCUUCCCUUCAAUCCUCACUGACCAAUGCUAUUUGUUACCUUGUCCAUUGUCUCGAUGACAUCGAAUCAACUGUCGCUCAGCGAUCUCUCCUCAACUUGGAAUCAAUCAAAACAACGUCACUGAAACUUUUGGUUUGGUGUCUCGAAGCUCAAUUUGAUUUGGUUCUAAUCGAUAGGCCAAUAAUCCUGCAAACAAUUUUCCAAUUGUACAAUCAUCUUUCCGAUCGACGCUUUUUAACUUGGGACUUUUUUCUCAACCGUUUUGAUGCUCUUUUCUUGGAAGCUCAGGUCAACCUUGAACGACUCGGUGAAAUAAGUUACACCCGUGAUUUGAAAAACACCAACGUCAACUCAGAAAUGUACCAGAAAAAGUUGACUCGAGUCCAUGAGGCCUUGUCGCAGGCUCAUCUUUCCCGUUCACUGUCCUUCUCUUUUGGCGGUAAAUUUAGUGCGAAUGCCAAAAAAGCAGCAACGGCUUCUGAUCCCUCAGCGAAACAGGCAGAUAAAAGUGUCCUCCGUCAGGCCGUUGCUCCAGCGGUAAGACGAAAAUCAUCUCGAUUUACUGGUAACUCAGCGAUACCUGAUAAAUUCCGGCACUUGCCCAAUAACUUUUUCACCGAUAAUCAAUUGAAAGAAAUUGCUCAGGAAGAGAAUCACAUCAUGCACGUUGUCCAUAAAAUCGUCGAACUCGAAGAGCAAGAUCGAGAUACAAUGCAUUCACUUAUAUUCUUAUUGAUGCAAUUUCUUUCCCGACCCGAUCAAUCUCACCCACAGGAGGAAAAAACCAUGGCUCGUAAUCAGCAAAUUGUCUUGCGACAUUUGAACAUUUUACUUGGAUUUUCACCAUCAGAGAAACAAUUUCUUGUAACUGCAGUUAAUUUGAGGACAUUUCCCGUUUUCAACGCUGUCAUCGCUUCCAUGCCCAAAGUGUUGGACUUUAAUUUUAAAAUGGGCAACAUGCUAUUAGGAACCUUUUUACCUCUUCUCAUUUUUUGUCCCUCAUCGCAAAAAUAUGUCGCCGAUCUCAUGGUCAAACCAACCUACUCCCUUUGGUACCUUCAACCGCACGUACGAGAAUCAUGGCUCAUGUCAGUUCUAAUUAUCCUUUACAAGUACACUUAUAAUGCUACUCCGAUAUCGAAGCACAUUCAAGCAUUGAUAACGAUAGUUAUGAAUACAUUGGAAGCUCAAUUCCACCAAUGUCGUACCACCAGGGAGCAUUUCAGUCCAGUUCCGUCAAGAUCGAGAGAUAUGAGCGCCACUUCCAUGGAUAUUGAAGAUCAAGUUGAACCCGAAAUGGAGCCAUUGUUCAGAGCGGAAGAUACUUCGGCUCCGAUUUUUACGACCGGUUCUAGCGAGGAUUCUAUCGAUGGUGAUGGUGAAGGUGAACCUGAACUUGAAGUUAUUCUCGAAAGUCCAAAAUCUGAAGAGUAUGAUGAAUCUGAUGGGGCCAGUUUAUCGGCUGGUGGGACUAAAGAAAAAAUUUCUUGUCAAGAGAAAGAAACUAAAGUUAUUCAAAAAGAAAUUGAUUCAUUUGUUAUUCCAAUGGGAACUAAAGAUGAUGAUGAAACUAUCGACAAAGAAGUGAUAACAUCCAGACCAGAAUUUCCUCCGAUAGUACCAACAGAAUUGAUUGAGAAGCCAAAGUCACAGGAAAUAAAACAAGUCCAGGAAACGGAAAUGAUUCAAAUGCCAAUAAAUGAUGGGCAAGAAAAUGAAGAAGAAUCGUCAGAUUCAACUGGCCGAUCAAAGUCCAAAAUUUCCCGAUCCCCAUCGCCGAAAACAAGUAAUCAACUUACGAGUGAAGGUUCAUUCAAAUUGAAACGAACUGAUUCAGUUUACGACAGUGAAACAAGUGAAUCAAAAGAGAUCGAGAUAACUAUUGAUACAACUCCAGGUUUCCCAUUUUCGAUAACGGAAAAGGUCACUUCGGAAGAGAAACGAAGAACCAAACAAGGAAUCAGUAAAGUUCUGAAAAGUUUCAACGAAGAUACUAACCAACAAUCAACUGAUUCUCAGGUUCAACCAAGUGAACAAAAGAUAAUCUCUGGUGGUGGUAAACCAACUGGAGGUUGGAAGUUACUUGAUGAUCCUUCAAGUAAACCGAUUCUACCGAUUAAACCUGCACCCGAACGUUUAUUACCCAUUGGACCCGCCGUUCGAUUACCAAAAAAACCCGGUUCUCCUUCGUUCUUUUCAACGCCAAGCUCACAGACGACAGUUACAUCGCCACCUCCUCUAUUACAAUCGAUGACUCAACCAACUCAAUUAGAACUUGGAUCUUCAUCUUCAGUACCGUUUUCAAAUAUUCCAAUAUCUCGUCCAUCUUCAUCCGAAUUACCUCAACUCUCAAUACCUCCAACGGAGCGUUUACUGCCGAUCGGUCCAACUCCCCCUUUCAAAAGUCCUCGUUCAAUUGGGAGACAAUUCUUUUCACCUCCACGUUCAACUUGGCCUGAAGAUAAUCGUCCAAGUUCAUCUGUAGAUUUGGUGCCUAAAACUGAAUUAAGCUCAAAAGAAAGUGACCACGAAUCAUUUUCUCGUCAAAAUUCUGACACAAAUAAACAUCGAAAACUCAGAGAACCAUCACCUUCCCCUGUACGAUUGAAAUCAGUGAAAUCUUCAAGUAUAUCUCAAGAUAAAAUGAUCGAAAACAUGGAAACAUCGGACAAACAAGUGACCGAUGAAGAGCAAAUCUUUACACCUCCACGAACUUCAAGUGUCGAUAAAGAUGAAACAUCAAUUGUGAUUCCAAGUGAAAUUGUGAAAAUUAACCAAACAAAUGAUUCUAAUCAACAGCAAAAUCAAACAUCGAGUUCCACCGGAAAAGUUAAAUCAUUAGUCAAAGAAUCAACUAUUGAUGUCGAUUCUAUUAAAUCAUCCGAUAAAAGUGUUCCCUCUGAACGGAAUGGAAAACCGAUUCGAGCUCCAUAUCUACAAUCAUUGAAGAAAAAUUCACUUGAUCAAAGUAUAUCGAUCGAUAUUCCUGAAAGUGAUCUAAUCGAAGUGAAAACAUUGCCUUCUCAACUAAUCGAAAAACCUAUUGAUUCAUCUGAUAAUAAUCGCAACAACCUCGACAACAGUGACAACAAUCUCAGCGACAAUAACAACGACUUCAACUUCAACAGUUACAACAAUUAUUUCAACAACUACAACAACAACACCGGUGAAGAAAGUAAAACUUCACGUCCUUUAUUUAAGCCCAAACGUAAGCGUAGACCAACCGGAGGUCAAACAGAGACACGAACAGCUGAUAUCAGAAGUAGCAAUAUUCAAAGUGCCGGUGUUGCCGCUGGGGUUCAAAGAAGAGCUCGAAAAAUUGAUGUUUCCACUUCAGGCACCACCGGUUUACCGUCUAAGAGAUCAAGCACUUCACAAUCGUCGUUAGCGCUCGCCGAGGAUUCUGUCAAUGAACGAUGCUCAUCCUGUGGCUCAAUUCUGGAAGAGUUUUCGGAAGAUGAAAUCGGAAUGUGUAUCGUUAUACUGGGAAGUUAUGUCCAUCGAGAACCCGCCAUGUCAGCGCCCUUAUUACCCGAUAUGCUUAAACUCAUAUCAAAAUUUGCUCUACACACACCAUACCCUUGGCAACAUGAAAGUCAAAAUGUCCACCUACCCGGAUGCGCUCGUACGAUUGCUCAACAAUUUUUCCGUUGUACUCUCCAACAAUUAGCCUCUAACGGCAUUUUCCAGCAAAUUUUCAACUCGCAUUUUCCAGACUCUGAAUUUUUCAAAGCAAUGGCGACAUCGCUCACCGAUUUCAUGGACACCAACCAAGUGACACCAUUGACUAAACUUUUAGAGGGAUUCAAUGAGAAGAAACAUUUACCCCCUAAGGCGCAAUUGUUUCACGUUCUAUCGAAUGCCGCUCAUUACAUGGAGUGUAUUCCAUUGGAAAUGGUUUCUCAACAGUCUUGGAAUACAUUUCUACCCAUUUUUGAUACAUUUCUACGAAAAAUGGAAUAUAUUUUCCCUUCCGUUUCCGGUGAAGUUUGUGAUCUUACCCCCGUGAUAAGAAUGAUGUUAAUCACUCUUAAAUUGUCUUGUCUCAAUAAUCACCGAUCAAUCCUUGAACCUUAUGCUAAAUUUGUAAGCCAAUCGAUUCAACGAAGUCCAUUAGGUUAUUCUCAACUUCUCGAACUUUGUCACUACUCUGGAAGAGUAUUUUCUAAAGAUCGUGAUCGAUAUUUUCUUACUCGAACGAUUGUCGGUGAACUGAUUGGUGCCAUUCGCUUCAAAACAUUCAUUCCCGACGAGAAUCUCAUGAUGUUGGUCCAGUUUGUCCUUCAAGAUCUCGAUGGCACUUUGGUCUACUCUGUGGUUACCGAACAUCUUAAGCCCAAUUCAGAUCCAUCCAUAGAACAUUUUAACACCAAUGCUUGCGAAUUCAUCAAACCUUAUGUCAACGAUAUCAGUGAAUUCAUCACUGAUGUUCAUACACUCAGUCGAAUCAAGAGUACAUUUUUGGGAACUUGUAUCCACCUGAAUGAGGAAACAAUUGGUGGACAUUUGAAAGCGGGAUUAUCACAAAUUCUUGCCCUCGAGAUAACCAAAAGUAACGGACGAGACCAUCGAGCGGUCACUCGAUACUUACCCUGGUUGUACAGUUUACCUUCAGUCCAACAAGGGCCGAAAGAAUUUCUUGAUUGUGUUGCUCAUAUUCGUAUUCUAUCAUGGAUACUUUUGGGUUCGUUGCAACAUUCAGCACUCAUGCAGCACCAUCCGAGUUAUUCACUGUCACAACCUAUUCCGUUGGAGGCCAAUGGUCACAUCGCUGAACAUAUUCAAGUGAUUCUCGCAGGAUUUGCUGAACAAUCAAAAGCCUCGGUCAUUCAUAUGUCCAGUUUGUUUCAUGCGUUCAUCUUGUGCCAACUUUGGACUAUGUACUGCGAAAACAUAUCGGCACAAAAUCCACCCGGAAGUGAACAAUAUCAACAAUGUACUUUAACGUUAUCCGAUUUUUGGGCGAAAAUCACUCCAGGAAUAUUACAAUUAGUUUGCCAUUCGAAAGUGGAUGAACCACCUCAGUUAGCUGAAAUGGUUUCAUUACAUUUCCUCAGUCUUAUGGAAGCUUUAAUGGAGUGUAAUUCAAAUAUUCUUGCCCGGUUAUUACCAAUGUGGGUUCCAGUUUUCCGUAGUUACGAAGGUCAACUUUCCGGUCAUCUUCAGGUUCGAUUACAAACUUGUAUCAAUUGGCAACCACCUCCACAAAUGAGACAAGAUUCAAUUAAUAAUAAAUCAUAUCCAAGUCCAAUGUUACGUUGGCUUCAAAAGUUACAAUUUAAAAUGGGACAGAUUGAAAAUCAAUCAUCAACAGCGAUACAAUUUUAUUGUAUGUGAACAAUCAACGUGAUAAUCAACAAGUCAACAACUUAAAUGAUUAUCCAAUUAACUGGAAUCAUCUAAAAUCAAUUGAAAUUAAUCAAUUUUAAAACCAUCUACAAUUUAAACUCAGUGAAAUGUUAUUAUUUUGAUGAUUUAAAAGCAAAAAAUUUACUUCGAAAUCAUUAACAGUUAAAUUGUCUAAAUUGUUACAUUAAUGUCUUAAUUAAUACUAUGAAAAAAGGUGAAGAUAGAGAGAGAGAGAAAAACAAUUAAUCGUUAAUUGUAUUACUUGGGUUAAUUUGGGAACAAUAUCGACAAUUGAUUCAACAAUUAGCAUUUUCAACAGAUCAUAUUGAUUAGAUUGUAAUUUUAUUAUACAA
Molecule: messenger RNA, 9879 nt
Organism: Panonychus citri (citrus red mite)
Lineage: Eukaryota; Metazoa; Arthropoda; Arachnida; Trombidiformes; Tetranychidae
Gene: unc79
Product: protein unc-79 homolog
Molecular function (GO): protein binding
Source: RefSeq, a predicted model, not a curated record